Messenger RNA from Mercenaria mercenaria, 5309 nucleotides. RefSeq lists its product as uncharacterized. The coding region runs from base 193 to 1563 and encodes 456 amino acids. NCBI's taxonomy places the organism in Eukaryota, Metazoa, Mollusca, Bivalvia, Venerida, Veneridae. The transcript is spliced from 8 exons. The record is from RefSeq and is a predicted model, not a curated record.
AAAUUUUGGAGUCACAUGACCUAAACAUGGUGGAAAGUGCGUUGGUGGGAAGGAUUACCAGAAAUGCGUAAGAUCUGUGUAUUUGCAACAGAAAUAAGUUCAAUACUGUCUUUUUUGUUUGUCUGGUCAGUGUGUUUACAUAAUGUAGCAAUUGGUGGACUAUUAAUACCAGCUGUGAAACAGUCAAUAUAGAUGACUAUGACUUAUAUUAUAAUGGAUUCAGUGUGUAAGAUUGUGGUACUGGCGUUACUGUUGGAAGUAUCAUCCUCUGCUGAAAUAGUGGAUGACUACAAGUUGAAUUUGACAAGCAGUGGACCAGCAGUGUUUGGCUCAUAUAUAACAUUUCAAGCACAGUUAUUUCUUGGUGCUAGUAGUAAAACUCCACAAGAUGAGAAGUUGUUCCGAUAUGAUUGGAAAGAUACAGUUGAUCUCUUGACAGAGAGCCAGCAUGCAGAUUUCAACACCAGCCUUCAUCGCUGCUUUGAUUCUUACGUUACUCCAGAUGGUUAUAAAAUGCAUGUGUCGGUGUAUGAUUUAAAGUCCAAAGCCGUGUUUAGACCAGUUUCAAAAAAGGAAUUAGACUUCAUUAUUACAUCAACUUUGAAUGGCAAUUUGAAGCAUAACCAGACUAUACACAGAAGUUCGAGGGCAUCAAACAACACUUUUUCAACACAUAAACCUGUGCAUUUCAUGGCAAACCUUACAGAUCACUUCAGAUUUGCACCAAAUUUUACAUACGAAUGGUUUAUUGAUGAUGAAAAAUAUAUAGCAGGAAAUGUUAAAAAUGAGAGCAUAAAAUUUGAGAAGCCUGGGAGACAUAACGUUAGACUAGAUGUUGUAUCAACAGGAAUUACAAUAGACUGUAGGGGAGAGGAAUAUGUCAAAGAUCUGAAGGGUUCAUUCCAGACCAAUGUAGUUUUGAAAGAUCCUGUGUUAAAGCUUAACCUAUAUGGGAAGACUGCGAUAACUGAAGGAGGGAAUAUAACUCUUGUUGCAGUCUUCAAUGGAAGUGCACCAUACAAGUUCUGUUGGAAGCUUGCACCAUACAGCAACAGUGUGGCUGGUAAUCAGACAUGUGUUUAUGAAACAGAAAUGCCUGUCUACACAAUACGUGUACCCAAGGAAAGUCUUUCAGAGGUCGGAAAAUACUCUCUCACCAUAUAUAUAGAGAAUGACGUCAGUGUACUUACCAAGCAGCAUUAUGUAACAGUGAAAGAAGGACCGGUACCUCACCCGUCUGGCCACUCAGCAGCAUAUGUUCUCAUUCCGGUUGUAACAGCUUUAGUAGUUAUCUCCCUUUUAUUAUUUGGUGGAGUGUUUUAUGUUAACUACCGCAGAAAGAAACUGCACCAUAUAGAAUCAGCAGAUUUUCAGUUCCACAGAAGCAUUCAAAAGACAUCUAGUGAAGGCUGGUUUUGGUCAAAUGUUAAAGACGCAUUCAGAGAAUUGUUAAGUUCACGACAUUCUGACCAUAGCUGGGAAAGAAUUAACAGUAGAUCUGGUAACAGAAAUACAGAACAAGGAAGAGGAUAUGGCUCCAUGGUCAGUCCAGUAGAGACCUAGAUACGGACAAAAUGUAUUAUUUAAGGUCUGAGAUUUGUAAAGCUUGUGAUAUAAUUUAUGAAAUGUUAAAACAUUAUCUCAUAUUUUCAUGGAAAAGUAACCUUUUUUCAUUUGCAUACUAUUAAAUUAAUAAAUGUUAAUUUUUGUUUGACAAACAAUAUAGUUAUGAAUAUAUAUAUAUUUUUUUGCCAUAUAUAAAGAAAUCACUACUGGAACUGCGUUACAACAAUGUAUAUUGUUAUGUUUUCCCAUUUUUCAUGUCUGCAUUUUGUCUAUCAGCGCUUCUCGGACCUCAUGCAGGAUUUCACCGAAACCUUACAGGAUUGAUUGUAAUGAAGCAAAGUUGUGCAUAUCAUUUGCACAUCCUCUAUGGAAUAUUUACUGGAGUUAUGUCCCCUUAAAAGUAAUUUUUGAAUAAAUUUGUCUGGACUACUUCUCCUUUACUAUUUAUGGGAUUUGAAUGAGAGUUAAAAGUAUGAAUAGUACCAAGCUGUUGUUCAUGCAAAUUUAACUGGUACGGGUUUUUUGAUUGAAUGAUUUUUUACUGAGUCAUAGCCCUUUGAUUAUAAGUAUUAAAGUCUAUGCAGAAAUUCUUGCCUGUGCCAUGUCUCCAAAACUUUUGUCCAGAGUUCAUUCAAGCUUCAGAGGAAUGGUUGAUACAAAGCUUAGUUGUAUGUAUUGCUGCCACAUACCACUUGGAAUGUUUUUUAUCAGUAUUAAGGUUUUAGCUUUACUGUUUGAAAAAUAUGUAUAGCUAUUGAACUUGUCCAUGCGUCAGUGUCCCAAUUUGGUUAAGUUUUUGUGCUUAAGCUGGUAUCUAAGUAAACACUUGUGAAUGGAUUGAAACUGUAUACAGUAUUCUCUGUGGUAAACUGACUUACAUUUUACAGGUUCAAUAACUCUGUUGUUUUUUUUACAAAAUGAUGCCCUUUUUUUCAACUUAGCAGUUUUUGGUUAAGUUUUGUAUGUAAGCUGGUAACCACUAACUGGAAUGGAUUGAAAGUUCACACACUUAUUCACUGUAGAAUCUGUUGAUUGAACAUGCAAUGCACAAGUUUUACAACUCUACUUUACAUUUCAACAAAAUUAUGCACCAUUUUGACUUGGCAGUUUUUAGUUAAGAUUUUGUAUGUAUACUGGUAUCUCAGUACCCACUAAUGGGAAUGGAUUGAAAUUUCAGCUUUGUUCACCGUGACGAUCAGACAUGCUGUGCUAAGGUUGAAUAACUCCACUUUGCAUUUUUACAAAAUUAUGCCCCUUUUUCAACUUUUAUAUUCAUUCAGUUGUGCUGUUGAAUAGUUAAAUGUUGCUGUCCUCUGACAGCUCUUGUUCUAAAUUACACUUUUCUAGACUUUUUUGUACUGUUGGUGGGAUCUAAAUGAAACAUUGUAGGAAUGGUGAGUAGCAAGUCCAUUUACACAUACAUUACAAAUUUUAUGGUUAGAUGGUGUUCACUGAGUUAUGACCGUUGUUUAUUAUAUGUAACGUCUACAUAGCACCGUUCAUAAUUUUUAGUACCUAUAUGGUUCUACGUAUUAAAACUUCAAUGUUCAGUCUCCAAUACCUUACCAAGAUUAUGGGGAAGACAACUGUUUAAUCAAAAUACUCCAAAGUAUGUGUUUAUUAUUUGCAAAUAUUCUGACAACAGAUUUUAAAGAAUUUCCCUCAUGCUUAUGAAUAGAAAAUUAACUGGAUAUGUGUGUGUGUUUUUUUUUUGCACUGGUUGCAAAGGCAGAAUCAAUCAUGUUCAGCAUGAUAAGGGUUAAAUACUAAAUAUCAAUAAAAUAUGAAAAACAGUGAUAUAUUGUUGUGUAGUAAUAAGGUUGAUGAUAAAAUGUUAAGAUUUCUGUGUAUAAAUCAUGAUUCAUUUCCAGAUAUAGUGUUGUUACAGUGUUGUUUUUAUGUUGUUACUGUAACUUACAUAUUUUUGAUGAUUUUUUGAGAAAAUGUAGUGAUAUGCUUAAAGAGAUAUUCCAGAAUUUUUUUAAUUAAGCUUUAAGUUGCCAAAAUAGAUAUAAACUUUACAUGAAAUGCAAUGUAUAUACUGUAUAUAGUCUUGCUUGUUGAUUUACACUUGUUAUGUUGUUUUAGCACACACUUAUUAUGAUUAUAAGGUGCAAUAUAUUACCAUAUUUUGACAGAUAAAUUGAUGUUAGUGUAGUGCAUAAUUAGAUUAGGAUGGAUACACAACUUCUUUAUACCUGUUUUACAGUUAUUGUCAUGUAUGCUAAAUCUUACUUCUGGCAGCUCUCUUUUUUCACCUAGCAGACAAUAAUCUGGGUGCUUGUCCAUGCCUAAAAUAUUACCAGAAUGAGCACCUGUGGUCUUCCUCCACCAUCAAAAGAUGGAAAACCGUCUUGUGUCCCAAGUGUGUCCAGGUGAUCCUAAACCCAGCAAAAACGAAAGUAUUCUUUAACCCUUACCCCACUAAAUUUCUGUAAUGAACUUUUCCAUCUUUCAGUUUUGACAGUACCAUUUAAACUGUUAGGAGGGGUGUUCACCAAAAGAUACUGACUGAAUGGUGAACAGUGCAGAUCACGAUCAGACUGCAUGGAUGUGCAGGCUGAACAUGAUCUACACUGGUCGCAAAGGUAGAAUCAGUCGUGUCCAGCAUGAUAAGUGGGUGUUAGUAAAGUGUAUUAUUUAAAAAUUUUGAAAAUAUCAUUUGCCGUUGUUUUAAGCAGUUCUCGACAACUCCAUUGUAAAAUUUAGGCUCAUGAGUAUUUUUACAACUAUAUGUGACCCAUAUUAUGCUUUGUUUAUUUUUUGAAGACAUUCUACUAAUAUAUUCCAGGGAGCAACAUAGGCUACAAUUUUUCCUAAUUUAACAAAGUUUAGAAGAGAAAAUUCAAUGUCAAGGUUGUUUUCAAUUUACGGAAAUUCAGAUUUUUUAGUUCCUGUAUAUAGUUGGUAAUGUCAGAAAUGAUGUGUUGCAUAUAUAUGAUGUUAUUUUAAGACCGAAGGCCACAAAAUGCUGUUGAAUUAGUGAUUAAUUACCUUGUUUGAUUUUCAAAGUCUGCCGAUUAUGGUAAGACACCAUACAAGCAAAAAUGAGCCAUGCCAUGGGAAAACCAACAUAGUGGGUAUGCGACCAGCAUGGAUCCAGACCAGCCUGCAAAUCCGCGCAGUCUGGUCAGGAUCCAUGCUGUUCGCUAAUAGUUUCUCCAAUUCCAAUAGGCUUUAAAAGUGAACAGCAUGGUGCCUGACCAGACUGCGCGGAUGUGCAGGCUGGUCUGGAUCCAUGCUGGUCGCAUACCCACUAUGUUGGUUUUCUCAUGGCACAGCAAAAAUGCAUUCUAAUUUGAAUGCAUAACUGUAGAAACAGGAUGAACUAUGCAUUUAUUAUUCAAAAAUCACAAAUUACAAAAAAAUGAUAGAACUUUCCAAAAGUAAUGGCUAAUAAUGGCUGUACAAUUUAUUUGAGUUAUUUACUGCCUUUAUAACAUUGACAACGUAGUAUCACUAGUAUGUGAAAACCUACAUAUAUUAAUGGAUGUUGGUGGAUUUGUUUUCAUCAUGUACACCAGCUUAUAUUUUUUCAUGGCCGACCUUGUAUUUACUGAUUUAUGAAUGCUGAGACUUUACAUCAGUUCUCAUAGUUGCAAAAAAAUGGUAAAAAUUGAGUUUAUUAUACACUAGAUAUACAUGUAAUCACAUAACAUGUAUUCAUAUUUAAUACCAAUGCCAUAUGUUUUGUAUGUAAUCUCUAAAUCAUUAUUGUUUUGUAAUAAAAAGAAAAAUAGCAA